GCUCACAUGGACUCUGGCAGGCAGAGAGAAGACGAGUGGUGACUCUGUUGACCCUACCUUACAUCAGACAAAGCCAGCAGGAGCACAUCAGCACUGGAACCUUUUCAUCUUCAUGCUGUUUUUGAACUAUGCGAUGCUGCGUCCAUACUUUGAUGCAGGAGAUAGCAACAGAAAAUUCUUCAUAUAAAGAUACCAUUCUUUUGGGUUUUACUUUUCAUCCUUCUAAAGUAAUUCAUUGGAGUACUGACGAAACAAGAGGCAACAGAAGACGGAAGACCACAUGAUCAAAAUGGACGUAUUUUCUUCUGACAACUCCAAUGACUUCACACAACACAGCAAAGCUGGAAUCCAAGCAGAAAAAAGCCCACGCAAGGCCUUUAACCAAGGCGUGCUUUGUCAAGUGUGUGCUGAUUCAAGCAGCGGUAAACAUUAUGGGAUAUAUGCCUGCAACGGCUGCAGUGGCUUCUUCAAACGCAGCGUGCGACGGAGACUCAUCUACAGGUGUCAGGCUGGAACCGGCAGGUGUGCUGUUGACAAGGCUCAUCGAAACCAGUGUCAAGCUUGUAGACUAAAGAAGUGUCUCCAAGCUGGCAUGAACAAAGAUGCUGUGCAGAAUGAGCGACAGCCUCGAAGCACAGCACAUUUCAGUUUCGAUUCCAUGAAUGUGGAUGAUAAAAACGAGCACCUGGCCACCACACAGGACCUGGAUCCCUCUGACACCUACUCAUCCGUCAUCUGUAGACCCGCAGUUACUUCCUCUGCCACCGAUUCGGCCACUGUCCAGCCUUGCGGCAAUGCGAACAGCAGCCACCGCGUUAUGGUCAGCCUGCUGACUGCAGAGACCUGUGCAAAACUGGAGCCUGAGGAUGUGGAUGAAAAUAUCGAUGUGACAACAAAUGACACAGAGAGGGAUCACUCGCCCGUUGACUGUCGUGCGUUCCCUUACACGUCAGCUUCUUCAGAGAAUGUGUACGAGACGUCAGCACGACUCCUCUUCAUGUCAGUCAAAUGGGCCAAAAAUUUGCCAAUUUUUGGUUGUUUGCCAUUUCGGGACCAGGUGAUUCUGCUGGAAGAAGCCUGGAGCGAGAUGUUCCUCCUAUAUGCCAUCCAGUGGUCCCUGCCCAUGGAGAGCUGUCCUCUUCUGUCUCUGCCGGAGCUUUGUCCCGCACAGAAGGCCCAAAUCAACCUUCCCACGUCUGACCUGGAGGUCCUGGAGGAGGUCUUCAGCCGCUUCAAGGCUCUGGCUGUUGACCCCACUGAGUUUGCCUGUCUAAAGGCCAUCGUGCUGUUCAAGCCGGAGACACGCAGCCUCAAAGAUGCGGAGCAGGUGGAGAAUCUGCAGGACCAGUCACAGGUGUUGUUGGGUCAGCACAUCCAGUCCGUGUACCCCGACCAGAGUGCCAGGUUUGGGAGACUGUUACUUCUCCUGCCGUCCCUCCACUUUGUGACUUCUGAGAAAAUAGAGCGGAUGUUCUUUCACAAGACCAUUGGCAGCACACCCAUGGAGAAGCUGCUAUGUGACAUGUUCAAAAACUAGCCAGAGUUGAACGGAAGCUCUCAUCCAAUGACAAACUGUCUGACUGCGUAUUCAUAAACAUGUCAUCUUUCACCUUCAACUUAAUUAUAAGCUGGUCCUGUCACCAAAGUCAUUUGGACAUGGAUAAAUGAGUGAUGACUAAGGAUUCUGGUAACGUACGUGAUGGUUUACUUUUUACAGUUGUUUAUAUUCAGCUUUCUUUUACUGCUGUACCACAUCCAGAAUGUUGUACGAAAGACUCAUUUAGACUUACGUCAGCUUUUCCUCAGUUACAACACCGUGCACUUCUGAACCACUACAAUCAUAGAGAUUUUAUUGACAGCAGAUAUAUUGAAAUAUUCUGUGUAGCGCUGUUGCAAGUAAAGGGUCUUUCUAAUAUGUCAAAUUUAAGAUAUGUGAAAAUGUAUUUCACC
This is a messenger RNA of Cololabis saira (Pacific saury), 1950 nucleotides long. RefSeq names its product photoreceptor-specific nuclear receptor-like. NCBI's taxonomy places the organism in Eukaryota, Metazoa, Chordata, Actinopteri, Beloniformes, Belonidae. The coding region runs from base 281 to 1537 and encodes 418 amino acids. The record is from RefSeq and is a predicted model, not a curated record. Gene Ontology annotation, molecular function: RNA polymerase II cis-regulatory region sequence-specific DNA binding; zinc ion binding; nuclear receptor activity. Gene Ontology annotation, biological process: negative regulation of transcription by RNA polymerase II; positive regulation of transcription by RNA polymerase II; anatomical structure development. The transcript has 8 exons.